Messenger RNA from Siniperca chuatsi (mandarin fish), 2274 nucleotides. RefSeq names its product 5-hydroxytryptamine (serotonin) receptor 1A b (gene htr1ab). The record is from RefSeq and is a predicted model, not a curated record. NCBI's taxonomy places the organism in Eukaryota, Metazoa, Chordata, Actinopteri, Centrarchiformes, Sinipercidae. Gene Ontology annotation, cellular component: plasma membrane. The transcript has a single exon. Gene Ontology annotation, molecular function: G protein-coupled serotonin receptor activity. Gene Ontology annotation, biological process: adenylate cyclase-activating adrenergic receptor signaling pathway; regulation of vasoconstriction; regulation of hormone secretion. Bases 754 to 2004 code for a protein of 416 amino acids.
AUACUCAAAAUUAAAUAGGAUAAUACAAGAUGGAUUUAUUCAUCAUUGUACAACACUGGGGUGCAAAACGAGAUUUAGUUGCAGUUCCCUUUUUGUCUACUCACAAAAACAAAAAGCAAACGUUAUAUACAAAAAUUAAAUACAGUAGAUCGGUGAAUAAAUAAGUCAUAGAAAUAAAACUAUUUUACAUGGAGGAGUGUACAUGGGGAAUAAUUAGUGUCUUUAUUAUUAUUAAAACAAAGACAAGUGUGUUUACAGUGCGGUUUCAUUUACUAUUUAAUAGACAAGCCGUGUCAAUACAAUGCAGAUCAGUUCACUAACAUCAAUAAAAUGAGACUCAAAAAGUGUACGGCUCAUUUGACCCAGAGGAAAUUCUCGAGAGUUGCAUUACAAACGGAUUGACCUUCUUUUUCUCACCGAAAUUGCUAAAUCCCCAAAAAAAUCAGCAAAUUGCAGCCUAAAAAUAAAGGAAAAUAUUACAAGUGUGUAGGCCGCAUCUUCACUGCCUCGGCUGCCGACUAAACAGGCACAAACAGCCAGACUCUGUUCCAUCCGCACAGACAAAUGACGCGUUUUCCAUCACUGGUAUAAAUAAUCAGCAUCAUUCUCCGUCAGCAGCCGAGACCCGCAGUUCAGACCCUCUCUGGUGCACUAAACAGUCCACUAUGCGCUCUUCAACGUGCGACGGUGUGAUGCGCGCCAGGCUCUCCACCAAGUAACGGAAGCUCUCCAGACUCUUCGAGUUUACCAACAAUGGAGGGCACAAACAACACGACGGCCUGGUCUGAGUUUGACAACCCUUCCAACAAGACCCCCAAACCUGAAGACGAGGAGGUGAAGCUGAGUUAUCAAGUGGUCACAUCUUUUCUGCUGGGCGCGCUCAUCCUGUGCGCAAUAUUUGGGAACGCUUGCGUGGUUGCAGCCAUCGCCUUGGAGCGGUCUCUCCAGAAUGUGGCCAACUACCUGAUCGGUUCUCUGGCUGUCACCGACCUGAUGGUGUCGGUGCUGGUGCUGCCCAUGGCGGCGCUUUACCAGGUGUUAAACCGGUGGACUCUUGGGCAGGUCCCGUGCGACAUCUUCAUCUCUCUGGAUGUGUUGUGCUGCACGUCGUCCAUCCUGCACCUGUGCGCCAUCGCUCUGGACAGAUACUGGGCGAUAACCGAGCCCAUAGACUACAUGAAGAAGAGGACGCCGAGGAGAGCCGCCGUCCUCAUCAGUGUCACCUGGCUCGUCGGAUUCUCCAUCUCAGUGCCGCCAAUGUUAAUCAUGCGCUCCCAGCCCAGCAGCAUGGCAGAGGACAGGGCGAACCCCAAGCAGUGUAAGAUCAGGCAAGACCCCUGGUACACAAUAUACUCUACAUUCGGGGCUUUUUACAUCCCGCUCACGCUGAUGCUGGUUUUAUAUGGGCGGAUAUUCAAAGCGGCCAGGUUUCGGAUCAGGAGGACGGUGCGUAAAACGGAGAAAAAGAAAGUGUCCGACUCUUGCUUGGCGUUAUCCCCCGUCCUGUUCCACAAAAAGACUCCCGGAGACGCGCAGGGCAAGAGCUGGAAAAGGAGCGUGGAGCCCCGGCCGCUGCCGAGCGUCAACGGCGCGGUGAAACACGCGGAGGACGGCGAGUCUCUGGAGAUCAUCGAAGUUCACAGCAACUCCAAAGGCAACCUGCCGCUGCCCAACACCCCGAGCUGCGUGCCGCUGUUCGAGAGCAGGCACGAGAAGGCGACCGAGGCGAAGAGAAAGAUCGCGCUGGCACGGGAGCGCAAAACGGUGAAGACUCUGGGCAUCAUCAUGGGCACCUUCAUCCUCUGCUGGCUGCCCUUCUUCAUCGUCGCCCUGGUCAUGCCUUUUUGCCAGGAGUCGUGCUACAUGCCCCGCUGGCUGGAGGAUGUCAUUAACUGGCUGGGCUACUCCAACUCUUUACUCAACCCCAUCAUUUACGCGUACUUCAACAAAGACUUUCAGAGCGCUUUCAAGAAAAUAAUCAAGUGUCAUUUCUGCAGACCGUGAUGGUCCUGCAGGAGAAAAGAGGAGCAGCUUUAAAAAAACAACAACAGCCUAUAAAAGUGGCACAAAGAGAUUGUUCUGAAUACAGAAUGAUGCUAAAACUGAAAAGAGGGCUCAUAAUGAUUACUGUCGAUCAUCACCAUCGUUAUCAGUAUUGAAAUAUUCCCAGAGAUGUCCGUAGCCUAUGCAUAGAUAAAGCUGUGAUCGUUUGAUUGAAGCUCCAUGUUCCUCAUCCUGUUCUGAAAUGUUCAAUAAAGAAAUACUUUGUAAUAA